Messenger RNA from Dalotia coriaria, 2123 nucleotides. Its product is annotated as pancreatic triacylglycerol lipase-like. The record is from RefSeq and is a predicted model, not a curated record. The transcript is spliced from 9 exons. Gene Ontology annotation, biological process: lipid catabolic process. Bases 68 to 2080 code for a protein of 670 amino acids. Gene Ontology annotation, molecular function: lipase activity. Lineage: Eukaryota; Metazoa; Arthropoda; Insecta; Coleoptera; Staphylinidae.
AUCACGCAUGUGUCAAAAGUUGCAUCUAUAUAGUCUGCGACAUGACAAGCAACGUCAAAACAGUUAGAUGCGUAUACUUAUUUUAUUUUUAAUCUGUAUAUUGUGUGUUGAUGAAAUUCUGAACGUACGCAAGAGGCGCAGCAAGAACUAUGAGCCAAGAACUUUCACCAGCUGCUUUGAAGAGCUCGGAUGCAUCGACACGACAGAAAAAUGGUUCCAUGAGAAAUACCGCCCUAAAAACCUAGAACCACUGGAUAAGCACACGAUCCGCACGGAAUUUUUGUUAAUGAAAAACGCCGUAAAUAAUUCUAAUGAAUUGGUUUAUGACGUCAUGAAUAUGAAACGGGAAAGCAUUGAGGUGGCAGGAUUCAAGACAGGGACAUGUACUAUUUUUGUCAUUCAUGAUUUUACUAGUAAUGGAUAUACAGGGUGGAUUAAACAUUUGGUAUUGGCUUUUACUAAGAAAACAGACUGUAAUAUUAUUUCUAUUGACUGGCAAGCUGGUGCAGAACCACCUUUUGAACAAGCCAUCGCAAACGCACGAGUUGUUGCAUUGGAAACUAAAUUAUUCAUCACUUUACUCUCAUGCGCUUUUAGUCAAUCCACAGACAAUAUCCACUUAAUCGGUCAUGGCGUCGGCGGCCAUAUUGCCGGAUACGUCGGGAAAUACAUCAAAGGCAUCCAACGCAUUACAGGUUUAGACCCAACUGGGCCAAUGUUUGAGAAAAUGCCCAAAGAAGUCCGACUUGAUUUCAACGAUGCGAAAUACGUCGAAAUUCUUCACACAGACAAUUUCAACCACAGAAGUCAAGGAGGGCGUAUCUCCCAUGGCCAUGCAGAUUUCAUCAUAAAUAAUGCAGAACAUCAACCAGGGUGUAAUGAUUCCUCGCAUAUGCCUUCUUUUUUAGACCUGCAUCGAGACACUUUACAAGAAGGCAAAAUAUUACCAGCUUGUAGUCAUAAAAGGGCUUUUAAAUACUAUAUACAAGCAUUAGAAGAUGAUGAGUGUCAAUUUAUUGGGUUGAAAUGUGAUACGUAUAAGGAUUUCCAACUUGGGAAGUGUAAUGACUGUUUUGGGCCGAAAGGAUCUUGUGCUACUUUUGGUUUGGAGCCACCUUCGGUUACAAGUAAGAAUAACACGUACUACAUGAUUACAAACGGGAAGAAACCAUUUUGUAUGGUUAGUUAUUCCGUAAAUGUUACAAUCGCCACUGGUAAAUCAAAAAAAGAAUCCGAAGGGUUUUUCGAGAUGAUCCUGGUUGACUUUGAUGAUAAAGUUACGAAUGCCACCAGUAACGUACACGGAACCACUGUUAGAAAAUUUGAAACUGGUCACACAUAUAAAUUCGUCUUUUACGCGUUACCACCCCGAAUGGGACGAAUAAAAGAAGCCAAAGUCAAAUGGAAUUAUAAAUCGAAAAAGAUCUGCAUAAUGUGUGAUAAAUCCGUUGUGGUUCAUGACAUAGGCAUACGUCGCUUAACCUUAAAACCUGACUCACAAGCAAUCAUGUCUUGGAUAUGUCCGCUCAAACGCGAAACCGAAAUGAAAAGUGGUGAUUACAUCGAAUUUGUCAAUUGUGAAGACCUCUACGGCCCUAAAUAUCCUCAGGAUCAUCUACAGCCUAUAAAAUCAAAUAAAACAGGACAUGCUGAAGCAAAUCCCAAUGUGCUAGCUGCUUGCGGUGGUAACAUUAACAGUACUAAUCAACUUGAAAAAAAGAUGUCGCUACUUACAACUACUCCGAUUGUUCCUGAAACACUGGUUGCAUCAGGCGCACCUCCAGCCAGAUCCAUAUUUGAAGAUGAUAAUGAAGUGUUUACUGGAAAGAGGAGAGCGAAUAAAUAUUUUCAAGGUAAUGGAUGGUCAGGGACUGAUCCAGUGCGGAAGAGAAUUAUAUCGAGAGUGGCGAAACCAGGGCCUGAUCUGCCAGUGAUUAUUAAGGAUUUUAAGGACUGCUUUGAUGAGAACAGUAAAGAAAGGACCACUACGACUCCAGCGACGAGUAAUAGUAAUAAUGAAAUAUGUGAGAAUAUGGCGGCGGACAAGAAAAGCAGAAAAAAUGUGUUUGAUAAUACCUAAAGUAUGAUAACAUAUACAUAUUUAUAAUAUAAGUUUAUACAAA